GGAGGUGUGAACAGGUUGGAGGGAGGACAGGCAAGGGACAUACUGUGUCUUCUGAGCCCAAUGCCAACUCACCAGGAGCCUGUGGCCACGCCCAUCAUGGCCGUGGGCCGCUCCCCACCUGGUAGUCCCUGCCUCCGCGCGCCGGGGUCUCGGCUGCCUGGGCGCUCUGGCACGCUUGGCUGGGGUGCCGGCAGAGGGCGCGCGAGGGGGCUUGGGAACCGACGGGCGGGGGACCCCGCGGGAGGAGGGAUUGAGGGGAGGGCCCUGGGCGGCCCCCUCCCGCCCCCUGCCCCCCCCGCCUGCCCACCAAGAGCGUCAAUCUAGAAGGCGAGGGCUGGCGGUGUACCCCCGCGCUCUGCCGGCUCGGCGCCUGGCUCCUACCUGUAGAGUUCGGGGGGGCGCCCUUCCGCGGACACCUAUCUUCUCCUUCGGAAACCUCCCGCCCGGCUACCCACGUCUCGGACAGGCGGCCCUGGGACCCCGGGACAGGGUGCCAGGCUCGCCGCUGGUGACAUGUAGACGCCCUACCAGCCGCGGUCCAGCCUCGGAUCUUGGGCGUCCUCCUGACCGGAAAGUUUGGGGCUGGGCGCCAUGGCCAAGAGCAGCUCCCUGAAUGUUCGCGUGGUGGAGGGCCGGGCGCUGCCCGCCAAGGAUGUGUCUGGGAGCAGUGACCCCUACUGCAUCGUGAAAGUGGACGACGAGGUGGUGGCCAGGACAGCGACCAUCUGGCGGAGCCUGAGCCCCUUCUGGGGGGAGGAGUACACAGUGCACCUGCCCCUGGAUUUCCACCAUCUGGCCUUCUACGUGCUAGACGAGGAUACCGUGGGGCACGAUGACGUCAUAGGCAAGAUCUCACUGAGCAGGGAGGCCAUUGCAGCUGACCCCCGAGGAAUUGAUAGCUGGAUCAACCUGAGCCGCGUGGACCCGGAUGCCGAGGUGCAGGGUGAGAUCUGCCUGGCUGUGCAGAUGCUGGAGGAUGUGCGGGGCCAUUGUCUUCGCUGUCAUGUGCUCCAGGCCAGGGAUUUGGCCCCCCGAGACAUCUCCGGCACGUCUGACCCAUUUGCACGUGUGUUUUGGGGCAGCCAGAGCUCAGAGACUUCGACCAUCAAGAAGACACGCUUCCCACACUGGGACGAGGUGCUGGAGCUGCGGGAGAUGCCAGGUCCCCCAGCCCCGCUGCGGGUGGAGCUCUGGGACUGGGACAUGGUUGGCAAGAAUGACUUCUUGGGCAUGGUGGAGUUUCCCCCGCAGGUCCUGCAGCAGAACCCGCCCAAUGGCUGGUUCCGCCUCCUGCCCUUUCCCAGAGCAGAGGAGGAUUCUGGGGGGAACCUGGGUGCUCUGCGGCUGAAGGUACGCCUGACCGAGGACCGUCUACCCUCCCAGUACUACCAGCCACUCAGGGAGCUUCUCUUGGAGUCUGUGCUGGGGCCAGCAGAGGAGGAUGCCGCUAGCCCCCUGGCUGUCCUGGAGGAGCUGACCUUGGGGGACUGCCGCCAGGAGCUUGCCACCAAGCUGGUGAAGCUCUUUCUCGGCCAGGGUCUGGCUGGACCCUUUCUGGACUACCUCACACGGCGUGAGGUGGCACGGACCACCGACCCCAACACCCUCUUCCGUUCCAACUCUCUGGCAUCCAAGUCAAUGGAGCAGUUUAUGAAGCUCGUGGGCAUGCCCUACCUGCAUGAGCUCCUGAAGCCCGUGAUUAACCGCGUCUUCGAGGAGAAGAAGUACAUGGAGCUGGACCCGUGCAAGAUGGACCUGGGCCGCACCAGGAGAAUCUCCUUCAAGGGUGCACCUUCCGAGGAGCACGUGCGGGAGGCCAGCCUGGGGCUGCUGACGGGCUACCUGGGGCCCAUCGUGGAUGCUAUUGUGGGCUCCGUGGGGCGCUGCCCGCCCGCCAUGCGCCUCGCCUUCAAGCAGCUGCACCAGCGUGUGGAGGAGCGUUUUCCCCAGGCGGAGCACGAGGAUGUGAAGUACCUGGCCAUAAGUGGCUUUCUCUUCCUGCGAUUCUUCGCACCUGCCAUCCUCACCCCGAAGCUGUUUGACCUCCGGGACCAGCACGCAGAUCCCCAGACCAGCCGCUCACUGCUGCUCCUUGCCAAGGCCGUGCAGAGCAUCGGAAACCUGGGCCAGCAGCUGGGCCAGGGCAAGGAGCUCUGGAUAGCCCCCCUUCAUCCCUUCCUGCUGCAGAGUAUUGCACGUGUGAGAGACUUCCUGGACCAGCUGGUGAACGUGGAUGGGAAGGAGGAGGCUGGGGGCCCAGCCAGGGCCUUGGUCCCACCCUCAGUGACCGUUCGAGAAGGCUACCUGCUGAAGCGCAAGGACGAGCCCACCAGCCUGGCCACGCGCUUUGCCUUCAAGAAACGCUACUUCCGACUCAGCGGGGAGAUACUGUCCUACUCCAAGAGUCCUGAGUGGCAGAUGUGCUCCUCUAUCCCUGUGUCGCACAUCCGCGCGGUGGAGCGCGUGGACGAGGGCGCCUUCCAGUUGCCGCACGUGAUGCAGGUGGUGACGCAGGACGGCGCGGGGGCGCUGCACACCACCUACCUCCAGUGCAAGAAUGUGAACGACCUCAACCAAUGGCUGUCGGCCCUGCGCAAGGCCAGCGCCCCCAACCCAGACAAGCUGGCCGCUUGCCACCCCGGUGCCUUCCGCAGCGCGCACUGGACCUGCUGCCUCCAGGCAGAGCGCUCAGCUGCUGGCUGCAGUCGCACACACUCAGCGGUCACCCUGGGGGACUGGAGUGACCCCCUAGAUCCCGAUGCUGAAACCCAGAUGGUAUAUCGGCAGCUGCUCCUAGGGCGGGACCGGCUCAGGAUGACAUUCCUGGAGGAUUCCAACGUGGAUCCAGCUCCAGAGGCAGACACAGAGAAAGGCUCCUGCAGUGCCAUGGAAGGGGCCUGUCCCGAUGCCCCAGCUCAGCAGAGAGAGGCAGCUGCCCGCCUGCUGAAGGUGCUUGCAGACCUGGAUCAAGCCCACGAGGAAUUCCAGCAGCAGGAGCAGGGGAAGGUGGCCCCAGGCUCCUUCAGGCCCUGAGGAGGUGCCAGAGCCAGCCUGGAAGGAGGAGGAAGAAGCCAGUGUCCUCAUGGUUGUCCUGUACCUCAUUGAUGCUGUGGCUUGCAGUCUCCUGGAGAUAUCUUAGUCUUAUGUGUCCUAAGCCCAGACCCCAGGGUAUGGAAGCCCUUUGGCAGGGGACCAGCCUUGCACUGAAUGAAUCUCACCCUCUGGGUUGAGGCAAAUUGGAGUGGAUGGAAUGAGGAACCUGACUCACUUGGCUCAGCCUGAGGUCUCUGCUUCGCCAGACUGGCUUCUAUCCACACCAAUAAGGCCAUCCUGGCCCUGCACUGCUGGAUACAGCUGUACCUGAAUUCCUCACAUCCAUGUGGUCUUGUUGCCCCCUGACAGGCACUAAAGGUGCUCGGCCCUUCCUGUUUUCAUGUCUGCCAAUCCCUGUAAACUCACUGAUCCUCCUGAACCCUGUCCUUGGCCGAGUCCUAACCACAAGCUUCCAGAAUCAGGUGCCUCAGGAAUAACUGAAGCUGAGAGCCUGAUGUACCUGACUUAGACCCUUGGAGCCUGGAGACCUUGGGCCAGCCUCUUUCCCUCUCUUUGAGCCUCAGUUUACCCUGUAUAAAAUGAAGAGGGAGUGAGUAUAAAUGUGUGGUUUUCAAAGUGGGUUCCAUGGAGAUAGUUCGGGAGCCAGGGAAGGGUUUCUCAGACUGUGGUCUAAGCCCACCCACAGGUUGUCUGCUAAAAAUUCAGAUUCCUGGGACCCAUCCAGAUCUCCUGAAUCAGAAUCUGAGGCAGUGUGGGGGCAGGAAUUGAGGUUUUAAACAAGUUCCACAGAUGAUGUGAAUGUACGUGAGAUUUGAGGAUCAUGGGGCUGGCUGAUUUUACAUAUUAGGGUUUGAGGUGAUAUUUUGUUGCAGAGUGAAUCACAGAAGGUAAUUUGUUUGGGAACACCCAACUGGCAGAUUGGAAGGGGCUCCAAAGACUCAUUUCCGCUUUUGUGUGACGAAGGUGUAGGACAGAAAUGUAAGCCUGAGCAGAGAGGUGACAUGGACCAGGGAAGAUGCAGUGCAAUCCUAGGAUGGCCAGUAGGGGUCGCCUGGAGCCCCAGCAUCCACCCAUCCACCCCACCCAGCAUCCUGGGAUGUUGUAGAGGCUGAUUGGAGAUUGGCGGCAGGUUCUGUAAUAUGUCUCUGUCUCUUCCCAGACUGAACACGGCCCUCCUCCCUGAGGGCAGAGGCUGGGGCUCUGAUGUUCCGAUGGGCCGAUCACAGUGUCUUCUAGCUCCUCCGUGUUUUCCUGGAGGCUCUCAGCUCCCGGCUCGAGUUCCUCAAUCCUACUUAUUUGUACCAGGGAGCAGCUGUGUACAUUGCCUGUGCCUGCACUUGAGAAUAGAAGUUUCACCUCUGCCCUCUUGGGGACUAGGACUGGAAGGGUCUGCCUCUGCCACCAUCACCUCUGCCUGCCCUAGGUCUUGAGAAAUAUGGGGAUCCUCCAUCUCCAGCUGCCCUAGGCUGACAGGGGCAGUGGUCCUGGGUCAUCAUUUUGUUGUAAGCUCCCCUAUGGGAUGGAUGGAAAGUCCCCAGAAACAGAGCCACCCACACCCCUUCUUAACAGGAAAAGACCCAGCUGAGGAGGAGAAAGACCAUUUAUUUCUCCACCUACAAUGGGACUGGUAGAUUUUCAAAAGAGCAAUCACUGGCGUCCCUUUAAAUCUUGGCUGACUUCCACCAUGGCAGCCAAUCAACAGAGGCGGAGCUGGUGAGUUGCCUGGGCAACAGGCCCCUGGUUGGCCAAGACUGUCAGCUACCCCACUGCCCACUCCCAAGGAAAGGGAAAUGGACUCUUUCUUGUCUGGUCUGCUCUUUAAACCUGCUGGCCUAAGCUAGGCCUCCUCAUCUCGCUCCUGAAGCCAGAAGCUCCAGCCUUUGGAUCUUGACAUUGGGAACAAUUUGGUGGAGAGGAUAGGGUGGGGAGGAAAGGAAAACAAUGCCUUUAUCAGGGACAGACAUAAGGACCAGGAUAGGAGGGGACAAGAAGGAGGUGAAGGUCCCAGAAGGAUGAAGAGACACAAGCACAAAGGAAGAUUCUCCUAGUCUGUCUCCCUGGCCCGCCCCUUUGCAGAACCUGUGAAUAAUCUGGGGGCUUCCAUUCCAUGGGCCCACGGUUGCCCAUCAAUGGGUGGCAGAGAUGGGGGGGAGGCUGAGCUUCCCCAUUGCCCCCUUUUAUCCCCAGAGCCCCACAAGCCCCCAAGUGCUUGACCUGAGUCCUCCUGCUUGCAGACAAGCCUGUACAGAUGCGAUAGCCACAUAUAGGAAUCCACGUGGAGUAUCGCUGGGGGCUCUCUGUCUCUUCUCCCCCAGUCUGGGGGGUAAGUAGAGGCACGUGGGUGUGCGUGCAUGUGUUCAACAGGACAUGUGUGUUUGUGUGAGGGGGUGGGGCUCUGUCUUUUUGGUAGGGAGGUUGCUGUGUUUUCCGGUACACCCUUGCGACCCUCUCAGGGAGCUACAGGUCGAAGCC
Molecule: messenger RNA, 5526 nt
Organism: Sus scrofa (pig)
Lineage: Eukaryota; Metazoa; Chordata; Mammalia; Artiodactyla; Suidae
Gene: RASAL1
Product: RAS protein activator like 1
Biological process (GO): regulation of GTPase activity; cellular response to calcium ion; negative regulation of Ras protein signal transduction
Molecular function (GO): GTPase activator activity
Source: RefSeq, a predicted model, not a curated record